UAAAAGCGUGGCCCUGCAGCAGCUCAUGGCCUUUCUGCAUAGCUCCUCUCUGUGAUGCUUAGCUUUAGCUGAACCAGCCCCUCUCUGUCAGGGCCCUCUGCUGUAUGGAUAUGGCUUGGUUUCUGUGUCUGUAUGUGGUUUUGGUUGUGGGCCUGGUUUUAUUAGCUCUGAAGCUGAAGUUGAGGAUGUCUGAACAUGGGCAUCAGGAGCCCCCACGCCUCCCAGCACUGCCCCUUAUCGGCAGUCUGCUUAGUCUGCGAAGCCCACACCCUCCUCAUGUGCUUUUCAAAAAGCUGCAGGAGAAAUACGGAGAGACGUACGCUCUAAUGAUGGGCUCCCAUAACGUCAUCAUCGUCAACCAGCACAAACACGCCAAAGAAGUCCUGCUGAAGAAGGGGAAGAUAUUCGCAGGGAGACCCAGAACUGUAACCACAGAUGUUCUGACCAGAGAUGGGAAAGACAUUGCAUUUGGAGACUACAGUGCUACCUGGAGAUUCCACAGGAAAAUAGUCCAUGGAGCUCUGUGCAUGUUUGGAGAAGGCUCUGCCUCCAUUGAGAAGAUCAUCUGUGCAGAGUCUCAGUCUCUGUGCUCCGUCCUGUCUGAGGCAGCAGCUGCUGGACUGGCCCUGGAUCUGUCCCCUGAGCUGACUCGGGCCGUCACUAACGUCAUUUGUUCGCUCUGUUUCAACUCCUCCUACCGCAGAGGAGACCCAGAGUUUGAGGCCAUGCUGCGUUACAGCCAGGGCAUCGUGGACACUGUGGCAAAGGACAGCCUGGUGGACAUCUUCCCCUGGUUACAGAUUUUUCCCAAUGCAGACUUGCGUCUUCUAAAGGAGUGUGUUUCAGUCAGAGACAAACUUCUACAGAAGCAGUAUGAUGAACACAAGGCAGACUACAGUGACCAUGUGCAGAGAGACCUGCUGGACGCUCUGCUGAGGGCCAAGCGCAGCGCCGAGAACAACAACACAGCAGAGAUCAGCGCAGAGUCUGUGGGCCUAAGCGACGAUCACCUCCUCAUGACUGUAGGAGACAUCUUUGGAGCUGGUGUGGAAACCACCACCACCGUGCUCAAAUGGGCCGUCACCUACCUCAUCCAUCACCCACAGGUACAGAGCUGUAUCCAGGAGGAGCUGGACAGUAAGGUGGGCGUGGACCGGUCCCCUCAGCUCAGCGACAGAGGCAGUCUGCCUUACCUUGAGGCCACCAUCAGGGAGGUGUUACGGAUCCGCCCUGUGGCCCCCCUGCUCAUCCCCCAUGUGGCCCUCAGUGACACCAGCAUUGGGGAUUUCACAGUGAGGAAAGGAAGUCGAGUCAUCAUCAACCUGUGGUCUCUGCACCACGAUGAGAAGGAAUGGAAAAACCCUGAGCUCUUUGACCCCGGCCGGUUCUUGGACAGUGAAGGCACAGGUCUUAUCAUCCCAUCAUCCAGCUACCUGCCGUUCGGCGCUGGAGUCAGGGUGUGUCUGGGUGAGGCUUUGGCCAAGAUGGAGCUUUUCCUCUUCCUGUCCUGGAUCCUACAGCGCUUCACCCUCUCUGUCCCACCAGGACACUCUCUGCCCAGUCUAGAGGGCAAGUUUGGUGUGGUCCUCCAGCCAGCCAAGUACAAGGUGAACGCUGUGCCCAGACCAGGCUGGGAGAGAAAGAGCCAGGAACCAUCUGAGACAUUUAGAGGAACAGCCCAUAAACAUCUGCAACAUGACAAGAGGUCACGACCCUGGUCUUUUAAAAAGGAUCACAAGCCAAAAUGUUUGCAGACAUUUUAUUAGCAAGCAAUAUUUGUAUUUUAUAUGUUUAUACGCUUUUAUGCAUAUAUGUGUGUGUGUGUUUAAUGUAAAACCUUAAUCUGAAAAUUAAGUAGAAGCCUGACUAUAUCUGUCAAACACAUAUAGUGCAAAAAAAAUUUCCCUCUGAAAUGUAGUGCAGUAGCAAUAGUAAAGUACACGCAUGUCAAACUUUACUCUAGUAAAUGUACUUACUUGUACUGUAAAAUGUAUGUACUGUCAAAAUGGAUCUGAGAAGAUGCUGCAUGGGUUUUCAACAUGUUCUUAGGACAGUAUCAGAUUGUCAUGUGAGUAUUGCUACUGUACAGUAAAAACACUAAACUCAACAUUAUACUUAAGUAGAGUACACGUCUUAGUUACAUUCCACCACUGUAGCUCACAUGGUACAUUUAUAAUAUACAAUAAUAUAAUGUUUCCACAGCACUGAAUCCAGUCAGGUGUAACUACCAGCAGAUGGAAUGAAUGUAUGAAGACGGCAGGUAAACAUGGAGGAAGUGUUGAGUUUAAUCAGAACACAGGAAGGCUUCAUGCUCACAUGUGAUGAGAACUGAAGGUGUUUCUCUGUUAUGCUGUUUAUGUAAGUUAUGCUGUUUAGUUUUUUUAGAUAGCUGAACUACUUUUUGUCUCAUUCACAUUAAAUAUAGAAAUGCAAGAUCAUUUGGUGCUUGUUG
Messenger RNA from Larimichthys crocea (large yellow croaker), 2452 nucleotides. RefSeq names its product cytochrome P450, family 17, subfamily A, polypeptide 1 (gene cyp17a1). Bases 105 to 1766 code for a protein of 553 amino acids. NCBI's taxonomy places the organism in Eukaryota, Metazoa, Chordata, Actinopteri, Sciaenidae. The record is from RefSeq and is a predicted model, not a curated record. The transcript is spliced from 9 exons. Gene Ontology annotation, molecular function: iron ion binding; heme binding; steroid 17-alpha-monooxygenase activity. Gene Ontology annotation, biological process: hormone biosynthetic process; progesterone metabolic process.